This is a messenger RNA of Poecilia latipinna (sailfin molly), 1442 nucleotides long. RefSeq names its product platelet-activating factor acetylhydrolase, isoform Ib, gamma subunit (gene pafah1b3). The record is from RefSeq and is a predicted model, not a curated record. NCBI's taxonomy places the organism in Eukaryota, Metazoa, Chordata, Actinopteri, Cyprinodontiformes, Poeciliidae. Gene Ontology annotation, molecular function: platelet-activating factor acetyltransferase activity. Gene Ontology annotation, cellular component: cytoplasm. Bases 385 to 1056 code for a protein of 223 amino acids. The transcript has 5 exons.
UAUCGCUCUUUGGGGACAGUGGUUCAGGCACACACUCAGUAAAAAUUGACUUCCUGUAACGGAACUGGAAGAUAUCGAUAUUUUUUAAUUAAUGUUAGCCAUUUUAAAUCAUUAUUUCUGGAUGUAAGGGUUACUUAAAACUCUUGCGUACUCCAUUCUGCACACAACAGCCUUUUUACAUAUUCAGUGCCUGGCCUUUUAUGUUUUAAGCUGCAUCUGUUUGUACUCUACCAAGUAGGCUAGCUAUUGUGGCUAAUUCUGUGAGCCUCCAUAGAUUUCUGUAGCAUACAGCGGUUGGCGCUUAGCUGACUGGUGUGCGUUGUGUUGACAAAACAGAAACAAAACGCUACGUGACCGCGUUCUAAGAAAGGUAAAACCAAAAAUAUGAGCGCAGAAGCCUCAAACCCAGCCGCCACACCCACUCCCUGUGAAGACAGUCAGGGAGAUGGACGGUGGAUGUCUCAGCACGUCCGCUUUGUUUCUGAGUGCAAAGAGAGAGAGCCAGAUGUCGUAUUUGUGGGAGACUCUCUUGUUCAGCUCAUGCAUCAGUUUGGGAUAUGGCGGCAGUUGUUCUCUCCUCUCCAUUGCCUUAACUUCGGAAUCGGUGGCGAUGCAACGCAGCAUGUGCUGUGGAGGCUGACCAAUGGCGAACUGGAUAACAUCAGUCCAAAGGUCGUGGUGCUGUGGGUUGGCACAAACAAUCACGGUCACACAGCCGAACAGAUUGCCGGUGGUAUCAUGGAGAUUGUCCAACUCAUCCACAACAAGCUCCCCAACGCCCACACGCUUGUACUUGGUGUACUUCCCAGAGGUAGAAUGCCAAACCCUCUACGAGAGCGAAACGCCGAGGUGAACAAGCUAGUCCAGGAUGCCUUAUCGUCUCUGUCCCACGCCUCCUUCUUUAACGUGGAUCCAGGUUUUGUCCUUUCGGAUGGAAGCAUCUCCCAUCAGGAUAUGUAUGACUACCUUCACCUGACUGCUCACGGAUACCAGGCUGUGUGUGAACCCCUGCAUGCUCAAAUCAAGUCUCUGUUAGAAAAACCGGCAGAGAACUGAGUAUCCGGCUUAGAAGCGUACACUACCACAGUGGUCUUCGUCCCUGUUUUCAGAGAGCAUUGCCCUCAGCUUUACAAGGCUUUGGAUGUUGGAUAGAAUCAGCUAAUUAUAAGGGCUAAGAGCAUCAUUUAAUCUGUAUAAGCCUUCUCUAUAACCAGGGUUGGUGACCACUGUUAUUGAUAAACGGACCAUAAGGUUUUUUUUGUGUUUACGAUACAGUCAAAGAUGAGAUGUGUUGUACUAUAGAGAGACGGUGUCCUUCUUGAACCCCUAUAGCUUCGUAUUCCAUCUCUUUUAGGUUUUUUUUGCAUGAAAUUUAUAAUUGUCACUGUUACAAAAUACACAGAUGAACAUGAUAAAGGCAUCUCCACACAGGACUGGUGAAA